AUGGCACCUAUAGAUAUCGAUCGAUUAAAGACAUUUUUUCUACCACAUGGUCUCAUAUAUACUUUUUUGGGUCUCAUAAUCGUAUGUCUCACUAUCUUAACCAUCGUCUAUGCUAGUUUAUGGCGUCAUACUAAAACUUCUUCAAAUAGUUUUGCUGUUGAAAAUGGAAUUAUUGGUUAUCCUGUUCGUUUACCGAAUGAUGGUCGAUAUGUUCAAUGGAAUUUCUUACAAAUGAAUGAUGUUUAUGAAUUAUUACCACUUGAUGGAGGACGACGAGGUGGUUUAGCUCGUGUUGCUUUUAUGCGACAAUUAUUAAAACAAGAAAAUCCAAAUACUUAUACAAUUCUUGCUGGUGAUCUUAUUUCUCCAUCAGCUAUAGGUGUAUCAAUAUUGAAUGGAACAAGUUUAAAUGGAAAACAAAUGAUUGCCACAAUGAAUGUAUUAGGACUUGAUUUUAUGACAUUUGGAAAUCAUGAAUUUGAUUUAUCUGAAAUAAACUUACUUACUAGAAUGAAUGAAUCAAAAUUUACUUGGAUUAGUACAAAUAUAUUUCGAAAAGAUAGUAAUCAAACAUUUGGAUCAAGUAUUCCUCAUAAAAUAUUGACUAUUGAUACAGUUCGAAUUCUUUUCAUUGGUUUAACUAUUGAGGGAACUGGUAAUUAUGUUCGAAUAAUCAAUCAAUCAUCAUUAGUUAAUUAUGUUCAAGAAUAUUUAAAAUUAUUUCCAAAUGGAACAUAUGAUGUACUUGUUGCUAUUACUCAUUUAUCUAUGGCAAUAGAUAUUGAACUUGCUUCAAACAUUCCACAAAUUGAUCUUAUUAUUGGUGGACAUGAACAUGAAAAUUAUUAUUAUUUAAGAGGAACAAAAUAUAUACCAAUUUAUAAAGCAGAUGGAAAUGCUUUUACUGUUUAUAUACAUCGUUGUGCUUAUAAUUUAGAUACAAAACGUCUUCGUAUUUAUAGUACUUUAGCACCAGUAACAUCUGCAGUACCAGAAGAAGAGAAUACAGCAACCGUAGCAAAUUAUUGGUUUAAUUUAGGUAUUCAAGGAUUUCAAGCGUUAGGUUAUGAACCAAAUGUAACUGUAUCAUGUUUACCGAUCGGUAUUGAAUUAGAUGGUAGAGGUCAAUCUUGUAAAAGUUAUGUUACAUCUUUAACUGCUGCAAUAUGUGAAAGUUUAUUAUUAUUAACAGAAGCAAAUAAAACAACAAUUGGAAUAAUGAAUGGAGGAACAGUACGCAUUGAUGAUAUUCUUCGUGAAACUAUUACACAAUAUGAUAUUUUACGUACAUUACCUUUUCCAGAUCGUGUUGUUGCUCUUUCUGUUCCUGGUCAAGUACUUGCUCAAGUUCUCACUACUGGUAUGUCUUUCAAAGGAUAUGGAAUGUUUAUUGCUUAUACUAGAGUGGAAACAUUAGAUAAUGGUAAUACAUGGUUAUUUAAUGGAACAGAUAUAUCAAAAAGUGGUCUUUAUUAUAACGUGGCAACAUUAGCAUAUUUACGAAAUAAUACACAAUUAAACAAUCCAAAUGUGACAACUUUAUACGAAUCUAAUGUAACAUUGCCAAAAGGUUUAAUGGAAUAUUUAAAAAUAAAAUAUCCACCUUGUUAG
This is a messenger RNA of Rotaria sp. Silwood1, 1611 nucleotides long. NCBI's taxonomy places the organism in Eukaryota, Metazoa, Rotifera, Eurotatoria, Philodinida, Philodinidae. The record is from the annotation of a GenBank genome assembly.